GGAACCCCCUGCCGGACCGGGGCGGCAGGCUGCGAGCAGCAGGGAGGGCGUCUAGAGCGAUUCGCCUGCAAAGAAAUGCCCUGUUGAACUUUGAAUAUAUUAGUUGACAUCAGUGCGAGUUGGGGCUGCCAGCCCCUAGCUCCCUCCUCCUUCCCUACCUCCUCCUUCUCCGCCUCCUCCUCCACCCCCCGGUCUCCGAUGGAAAGAGUUGAAGCCGUGCUGAUAGGAGCCGCCUGGAAGAGACAGCGGAGCGCAGGGCAGGACUUGGGUCCCAACUCCGGCCGCGCCGCGGGGAUGCUGCCCGCAGCCGCUCGCAUGGCCCGGGGCGGCGCUCCCUAAGCGCCGGGCUGGGCAGAGCUGCUGCUCCGCACCCUCACUCGCCCCACCGAGCCGAGCCGAGCUGAGCCGAGCCGAGCCGAGCGGACUCGCGCCGAGGCUAUCCCCGCUCCUGCGGCCGCCGGAGCGCGAUGCGCCGGUGAACUCCGCACCGAGAGCCCGGCGUCCACCCCAGCAAUUGGAGACACAUUGCAUCACUGCUGCCAAGGGUGCCUUGUGCACAGAUAUUCCUAUGAACAGGGACAGAAAGUGUUGCUGCCACUGGCAAAUGAAGGUCCUAUGGAUGGGUGGAGGACAGAGAGCCAAAUCACUGCCUCCACAGAGAAGCAGUCCCCUUAGUCCUGCAGUGGGUGACUGCUGGCUGGACUGUCAGCACAGUGGAGAGGUUACUGAGGAUUUUCCCUGGAGCAUGACUUCGAAUAUGACACUUCAGUAAUGCAGAGGCUGUGUCCUCCGUGGGCCUACCUUGGAAGCUAGAUCUGCAGUUGCCCUUCAGUCAUGGUUGUUUCAAGAUUAAAGGCCAUUUCCCUGUCAUUGCCAAGCCUUUUUCUUCUUGCUUUUCAUCUCUCAGCAUCACAGAAUGUACCUGAAUACUCUGAAGCUGAACAUCAGCAGUGUGUCAGGAAAGAACACCCCACAAUUUCUUUUGAAGAUCUGAAGCCCUGGGUGUCGAAUUUCACCUAUCCAGGUGUGCAUGACUUUUCUCAGCUUGCACUGGAUGCCAACAGGAACCAGCUCAUUGUGGGAGCAAGGAACUACCUCUUCAGACUUAGCCUACACAACAUUUCUCUUAUUCAGGCAACAGCAUGGGGUUCAGAUGAAGACACCAGGAGGUCCUGUCAAAGUAAAGGUAAAACAGAGGAAGAGUGCCAGAACUAUGUCCGAGUGCUGAUUGUUUACGGCAAGAAAGUUUUUACCUGUGGUACCAAUGCCUUUUCACCAGUGUGUUCCAGUCGACAGGUAGGAAAUCUUAGCAAAAUCAUUGACAGAAUUAAUGGAGUGGCUCGGUGCCCAUAUGACCCUCGGCAUAAUUCGACAGCUGUGAUUACAUCACGAGGAGAACUCUAUGCUGCAACUGUAAUUGAUUUCUCUGGUCGGGAUCCUGCUAUUUACCGCAGUCUUGGAAAUGUUCCCCCACUUAGGACAGCACAAUACAACUCCAAAUGGCUUAAUGAGCCUAACUUUAUUGCUGCCUAUGACAUUGGUUUGUUCACCUACUUCUUCUUCCGUGAGAAUGCGGUAGAACAUGACUGUGGGAAAACAGUGUAUUCUCGUGUGGCAAGGGUUUGCAAAAAUGAUAUUGGAGGAAGAUUUUUGCUGGAGGACACAUGGACAACUUUCAUGAAGGCCAGGCUGAACUGCUCCCGUGCUGGAGAAAUCCCUUUCUACUAUAAUGAAUUGCAAAGCACCUUCUACCUACCUGAGCAAGAUCUGAUCUAUGGUGUCUUCACUACUAAUGUAAACAGCAUAGCUGCCUCAGCAGUGUGUGCCUUCAAUUUGAGUGCCAUUACUCAGGCAUUUAAUGGGCCUUUCCGUUACCAAGAAAACCCAAGAUCAGCCUGGCUGCCAACGUUAAACCCCAUCCCAAAUUUCCAGUGUGGGACGCUGAAUGAUGAGAGUCCUAACGAGAACCUGACAGAGAGAGUUCUGCAGGAUGCACAGCGCUUAUUCCUGAUGAAUGAUGUCGUGCAGCCAGUGACUGUAGAUCCAUACGUGACUCAGGACAGCAUUCGAUUUUCCAGACUCGUGGUUGAUAUUGUUCAGGGGAAGGAUACUCUCUACCAUGUGAUGUAUAUUGGAACAGAGCAUGGCACCAUCUUGAAGGCCCUUUCUACCACUAACAGGAGCCUGAGGAGUUGUUAUUUAGAGGAAAUGCAGAUCCUCCCUGAUGGACAACAGGAAGCAAUCAAGAGUCUUCAAAUCCUGCACAGCGACAGGUCACUCUUUGUGGGCUUAAAUAAUGGAGUGCUAAAAAUUCCUCUGGAGAGAUGCUCCAUGCACAGAACAGAAGGGGAAUGCCUAGGAGCCAGAGACCCCUAUUGUGGCUGGGAUAACAAGCAGAAGAGAUGCACCACAAUUGAGGACAGCUCCAACAUGAGCCUGUGGACUCAAAAUAUUACUGAGUGCCCAGUGAAAAACCUGACAACAAAUGGAAGAUUGGGGCCCUGGUCCCCAUGGCAACUGUGUGAGCAUUCAGAUGGGGACAGCACAGGCUCCUGCAUGUGUAGGUCACGUUCAUGUGACAGCCCUCGUCCACGUUGUGGAGGUCGCAGUUGUGAAGGGGCCAGGAUUGAGGUGGCAAAUUGCUCAAGAAAUGGAGCUUGGACACCCUGGUCUUCCUGGGCCCCAUGCAGCACCUCCUGUGGGAUAGGCUUCCAGGUCCGCCAGCGAUCCUGCAGCAACCCUGCUCCACGGUACGGCGGCAGGGUCUGUGUUGGACAGAGUAGGGAAGAAAGAUUCUGUAAUGAGAACAAUCCGUGUCCACUGCCGAUUUUUUGGUCUUCAUGGGGUCCUUGGACUAAAUGUAGUGUGAAUUGUGGUGGAGGGAUUCAUUCGAGGCAGAGGUCCUGUGAAAAUGGAAAUACAUGUCCAGGCUGUGCUGUGGAAUAUAAGACGUGCAACCCAGAGAGCUGCCCGGAGGUGCGCAGGAACACACCCUGGACCCCUUGGAUGCCUGUCAACAUCACCCAGAAUGGUGCCCGCCAGGAGCAGCGCUUCCGCUACACGUGUCGUGCCCAGCUGUCUGAUCCCCAUGAGCUGCAGUUUGGGAGAAAGAAAACCGAGAGUCGAUUCUGCCCCAAUGAUGGCUCAGCCGUGUGUGAUACUGACUCUCUUGUUGAUGAUCUCCUCAAGACUGGUAAGACUUCUGCACGGAUUAUCAAUGGGGGCUGGUCCUUUUGGGGAGCCUGGUCUUCCUGUUCCAGGGACUGUGAGCUGGGCUUUAGGAUCAGGAAGAGAACAUGCACAAACCCUGAACCUAAAAAUGGUGGCUUGCCCUGUGUGGGGUCAGCGAUGGAAUACCAAGACUGCAAUCCACAUCCCUGCCCAGUGAAAGGCUCAUGGUCUUGUUGGACUCCUUGGUCUCACUGCUCAGCCACCUGUGGAGGAGGACACUACCAACGCACGCGAACUUGCACCAAUCCAGCUCCGUCUAGUGGAGAGGAUAUCUGCAUUGGUCUGCACACCGAGGAGGCCCUUUGCAACACACACCCAUGUGAAGGUGGGUGGUCAGAAUGGUCGGAGUGGAGCCUGUGUAAUGAAGAGGGUAUCCAAUACCGCAGCCGUUACUGUGAGAUACACAGCCCAGAUUCUUCUCAGUGCGUCGGAAACAGCACACAGUACCAAGAUUGCCUGUAUAAUGAAAUUCCUGUGAUCCUGCCAGCCUCCAGCAUUGAUGAGAGCACAAACUGUGGAGGUUUUAGUCUCAUCCAUCUGAUUGCCACCGGGAUCUCCUGUUUCUUCGGCUCUAGCCUCUUAACGUUUGUGAUUUACGUGUACUGCCAGCGCUGUCAGAGGCAGUCCCAGGAGUCGACCGUUAUCCACCCAACCACUCCCAACCAUCUCCAUUACAAGGGCAACACAACCCCCAAGAAUGAGAAGUACACCCCUAUGGAGUUCAAGACACUUAACAAGAACAAUUUGAUACCAGAUGACAGGACCAACUUCUACCCAUUGCAGCAAACCAAUGUGUACACAACAACCUAUUAUCCCAGUACACUGAAUAAAUAUGACUACAGGCCUGAGGCCUCCCCUGGAAGGACCUUUACCAACAGCUGAUGAUGGACAGAUCCUACAGGACUGGAUACUUCCUAUAUGAAUUUUUUUAAAUUGAUUUUAUGGACCAAAUACUGGCUCAGCCUCUAGAUGUAAAUAUUGUACAGUAGGGUCUUUUUUUUUUCCUUUGGUUAAUUGUAUUUCUUGUAAACAGCACAUCUCCUUACAAGGACAAAACCACAUAUGGACCAUUCUGCAGUGCUUUUGUUGAUAUUUGGCUGGAGAUGGCUCUUACUACUGCAACUGUUUAUGGCUGGAACAUCAACAUUGUUGUCCAGCGCCAACAUUGUCACAAGGAGGUGGCUGUGUGCUGGGCUCAGUGGCCACCAUGCAGCAGCACACAAUAUGUGGGUACACUCUAAGCAAGGCGAGAAGUGACCUCCUGGGGCAGGAGUGUCUGUCUGGUGAGGCACAUCCUUCCUGAGGCAGGGUAGCAAUGGUGCGCUGGAUGACACACAGUUCAUGAGACAGGCUGAGCGGGACUCCAUCGUGCCAACAACUUUUUUUCUUUUCCUUUUUUAAUUUUUCAUCUUUUUAUGUUUCUGGAAAAAAAAAACAAACAGAAGUGACUUUCUAGGGCAGUGUUCCCUGUAUCUUCAACAGAAUCUUUUCAUAUUACAGGAAAUACUUUCCGCAGCCUUCUUUGGCAAUAUGCAGUUCAGCUGAUGAGAAACAACACACAAACAAAGUGCAUUACACAAAGAAGCUUUCCAGAACGUUUCCAGUCUUAAUUGAAAGAAAAUUAUACAGGCAGUGAGACACUGAGAGAAGUAAAUGUUGGAAUAACAUCGGAGAUAUGAACUUGGAGUGCCUAACAAACAAAGAUGUUUAUAUCACUGGAAAAAAAAAGGUGUAAUGAUUGCCGUGCAAGAGCCAUGGACUUUUUUCUUUCUUCCUUUUUUCUUUUCUCCUGAGACAGUGUUAACUCUUUUUGUUCUAGCUUUGAUCCUGAUUACGUCUGCCAGGAAAGGCAACUUUCGAGGUCAUGCUCUUCUUGUGGGAAAUCACUGUGCUUUGGGCUGGUUUUUUCCCUCUUGUUUUGCUGUUGGUUUUUAGUUCAUUUACUUUCUAAGAGUGAAUAAUUCUGACUUUUCAGAGGGAGGGUAUUUUUGUACGGAAUGUUUCCAUAGUCUGACAUGACCCAGAAAGUCUGCUGCACAUUCUUACAGUGUCUUCCAGUCAGUACUCUAUGAAAUAGUAACACAGCUGAGUAAUGUGCGUUGUUUGCCAAUAUCUCUUUAAUCUUUUCUGAACAAAAACCAACCCAAUGAACAAAUGCUGCUGCAGCUAUUGAAGUAAAUUGGGGCAGUAGCAUUAUUAAACAGUAUAUCCAGCCUUGAAAUGUAAUUUUAUGUAUGUGUGUGACUGUGUCUACAAGAACUGUAUUAGUUUGAUGCAGAAGCCAUGUUGUCUACAACCAGAUGUUUGUCUGACAUAAUUGUUUGUUUGGCAAAAAGGAAACUUAUUGCUGGUGCUUAAUGUACAAUUACAUCCAAUGUGUUAGCAACGUGGACAAGUUCACCGCUGUCAUCAUUCAGUGUUUCUAAAUAUUUAUAAUGAACUCCUGAUGCUAAGGAUUUUAGAAUGUCGCAAUACUGAGCAUGAGAUAAAAGUACACCCUGAAACACGCAUGAGCUCCAUGUGGUCCUGAGGUUGGCUUUGUUGUGUGCAUCUUACUCGAGCAAUUACCAUGCCUGUACGUGGCCAUUGACUCGGCCGUGUUCCUAGCAGUCCCGUUUGGCUUCUCUUUAUUUCAGAUUUCGCUGUAAGCUGGCACCAAUCAUUUCCCAGUGCUAUUCCUUUGCAGUUGCUUGUUUGGAAGCCCAGCUUGGGCUGUGUACUCAGCUCUUUCAUGUAGGCAGCCAGUAGGAAAUGAAGAAAGACUGUGUUCCUAGUGACAAGUAUAUUGCUUUUACUGCAAGGAAAAGCCAACACAGUUCUGUAAGCCUGUUAUGGUGGUUUGACCAGAAGGCAAGAAUAAAGAGGCCUCCCAUUUUUAAAUUACUUUGUCCAACUUCAGUUUGCAGUGAUUGAAGGCUGUAGGGAUAUUUGUAGUAAAGUGAGGUCAUUAGCACUGCUGUGAGGACACCUUAGGCUCAGUGGUGCCUGUCAUUUUCAGCAGUUGUUUUUCUAAUUUAGCAGCUCAUCCUACUUCUGCUCUGUUCACUGGGUGAAAUAGGGAGAACAGAGGAAUUGAGAUAGAGAGAGGUGCCCUUAAAUAGAUGCACUCACAUUUGAAGCAGUGGCGUCAGGAGCUGGUCCAGACCUUGAAGCUCCUGCUGCAGCUUGAAGCUCCUGAAGCAGCGUGUCGCAACCCUCCAAGUAGGCACAGUGGCCCUAACUCCCCUGCCAGCAUGGCUGCAGUGGGAGCGGUGGGAGUGAAGCAGGAUCACCAGGGUAGAAGGAGAGCACUGGUAGCAAGUGCCAGCACCUGGAGGGAGGCUCUUCCUAGGCUCCUAAAUCCCAUUUGAGGAGUGAUGACUUUGUGCCUCAUGCUGUAAUCCCCUGCCUUGCUGACUUCCAUGGCCCCUCAGCAACUCAGAAAUUCCUGACUUAAAAUAGUUCUAACAAAUAUAUAGCUCAGGGGUUGAAAAUUAUUACAUUUGAUUAUCAGGAUAGGAUGUUCCCAGCUUUAAUUUAUGUGAUUCAGAAAAAAACAUUGGCUCCCAAGAUUACUCUAGCCAUUGUGAAAUCAAAGCCAUCUCCAAGCUUCCCACUCAGAAGAUUCCUUGUAUUGAUACAUUCUUCAAUUACUGUGUACAUGGCAGAAUUGCAGCAGGAGUCUGGGGGGAUGGGAGGAAGUCAAACUUUGCAAUCAUGAUAAUUUUCUAUUUUCCUUUCUUUUUCUCCUCCCUCCUCCUUCAACUUUUUUCCAUUUUCAGCUUCACAGAAUAACAUGAUGUUAACUGCUUUUUUUUUUUUCCCCCAACGUGCUGCGUAGCAGCUGAAUUUAUUUAAAUGUUCAGCUCACCAAGAUAGGUCAUUACUUCCAUUGUGCUCAGGAGGGGCAUAUUUUGUAGGCUAUUGGAGGGCAGAUGCUUUGAGAGUUGUGCCUGUGGUUAUAGUUUCAUCAAGCCAUUUCUUCUUACCAGCCAUCCGAAUGGAUUCAGCCCUUUCUGGUAUAAUUGGCAAUCACAGCAAGGGUCUGUAGACUCCAUUUGAGCAGAAAGGAGAAUCCAGGAGAGAGAAGAGAGAGCACAAUAAAAAAAAAACUAGAACACAUAUUACUCACUGUUUGCAUGAGUGUGAGUUCUUUAAGGACAAUGUCAAUGCGGUGUGAGGGUUGCAUUUUUUAUGAGCUCUCUAAUGCGUGGCAGGUUAAUGACACCAGGUACAGUGAUAUUCUUGCAUCCAUGUAAUUCAGCACCUUGAUCAUCAGGUCUGUAAUAUCUGUAGCAGCUUGAAUUGCUCCUGCAGCUGGAUGUUAAAGUUGCUAAAAUUUCCUAUUUGUAAGGCCAUCUGAAAGUGCACUGGAAAUGCAUUUAGUUCAGGAGCAUUGCUUCCAAAAGACUCAUCUUGCUCUUUAUUUUUUCUUUCACUUCUAAGGCAGAGAAGGGAAACCUGGGCAGUUCCUGUGCUGGUCUAGCGACACUGGUUCUCUGCAAACCCUUUGGAUAGGAUUCGGAUAUCCAUUAUGUAAAAUAUGAUUGAAAUCUUACAGCCAAGUGUGUAGCGGAAACAUCUUUAAUUAGGCCUUUCUUCCUUUUCCAUGGAGUGGCUGCCUUUCUCCCUCCAGAUGGGGUGUGCAUUAUGGCCUUAUCCAGGCUGUGUUGUGCCAAUGCUGAUGGGCUUUACUUGAUCAGCUGCCACCCACCAAAAAUAACUUGUGCCAAACCACUUGAUGAUAGCACCACAGUAUAAGAGGUGCUGUUGCUCUAAAGGCGCACUUGAAUGUUCAGCAUAUGAGCCAGGCUGCUCUUAAACAUAUGAACUGUACAGACACUAUAAAAGAAAUUGUAUUGUAUUACCACCACUGUUCCUAAUGCCUUACAUUUGGAAAAUGAGAUGAUUAGUUUGAAAUCAACAGAGUAGGAACGGAGUUCAUGUCUGAUGCAGACAAUUGACGCCUCCAAUGUUAAUCCUAUGUUAAGCCCACCUGGAGAGAAAAUUUCUGUCCACUGAGAUUGAUUUAUUCUUUGUACCAAAUAUAGUGGGGGAAAGUUAUAUAUAUAUAAAAAUAUAUAUAUAUAAAUGUAAAUGUAAAGUUCGUGUAACAGCUUACUCUUUUUUUUGUAAUAGUGUAUACAUCUAUCAGUGGAUAGAUACGGUAUAUAUUUAUAAUAUAUACACACACAAUAUAUAUAUUUAACAAAAUGCCUGCAGAGGAAACUUAGAAUAAGAAAGGCAGUGCUGGUAUUCAAAUUCACAGGGAUAAAAUGAAGAAAAAAACCUGUAAAAAUAUAGCAUCCCUCCCAUUAGUUUUAAAAAAAAAGCCCCAACCCUUUUGAGGUAAAUGAAAUAUAAUUUUUUAAUUGAAAAGAAAAUUGAUUUUUCUAGUUAGAAAUGCUGAUUCUCCCCUAAAUCAUUCUGGUUAAGAAUGAUUAAGAAAAAUAUUCCUGUUACUGCUUAUAUUUUCUGAAGAAGCCUCCCAUAUCACUCAUGUAUCAUCACUCUAUUGUUUUUGUAAUUAUAAGUAGGGACUAAUUGUGCAAAGAAAAUUGAAAUAGCAAGUAGGAGUAACAAAUAUUGUACCAUUAGCCAAAAGACAUCAUCUAUUAGAACAGAGAAAAUGUCAACUUCCAUGUUGAAGAAGAUAGCAAUUGCCUUCUGAGUUAUUGAUCGGCAUAAUAAGCCUUGCUUUAUAAUCGCACUAGAAGGUUUUAGUACCAAAUUUAGGGAAAAGGAACCCUGCAAACCCAUGGCUUUUCAUUUUCACAGGGGCACAGAGAAGCCACCAGGCCAUGGCAGUCAGGUACCUGGUGCAAUGGGUGUCUCUGGAGCUUCCAGCAUUCAUGGCCAAGGCUCUGCAUGUAUUCCUCGCCCUGUUACCUCCCAUGAGCCAGGCUGCACACAUGACAGGGCACAGCACCCCUUGGAGCUGUCUGGAGUAACAGAGAAAUACCCAGUAAAUUGGGUUUGAAGGAUUUCUUUUUUUUCCCACAGAUCACUUUAAUGCCCUCAUGACCAGGGCCCAGACUCAAACAGGUGAAUCUUCCCCUUAAGCUUGUUAGGAGGAAACUUCAAGCAGCUUCGAGAAUACAUUUGGGGUAGGUGGGAAAAUCCAUAAAUUUUGAUUGCCAGAACCUUCAAAACUGGACAGAAGCCCCUCUGGAGCUGGGUCCUUGUGGUACUUACCCUGUCUCAGCUGUUCUCUUGGAAAUAUCUCCUUUGGGCCCUUCGUGAAACGUUAGCAUCUGCAUUAGCCCUGGCUGGAGGAACAAAACCAACAACCCUUUAUUUAGAGAGCCACAAAAUUAAGUGCUCAAUAGCAUUCGACACAAGUUUGGGUCUCAAACUUGAUUUUUUCCCUGUUCUGCCUCCAGCCUCAGCUGUCAAUUUCUAUGUGAGAAGGUUCAGUGCUGUAAGACCAGCAUUUGGCUUUCUGCAAUUCCCAGCCCCCAUGUGUUUUUAAACAAAUCUGAUCAUGAAAAGUAUUAACACUGCACUCUAGUUCUGAAAUCUCCAUCAGCAGGAUGCUGUUCAUUCGCAUGCCAUGGAGUCAAGCAGAGGUCGGCAUGGAUGGACCAUUAAUAACCGAAGCAAAAAUGGUUUUUAGUAACAAACGCCAAACAACAUAAAAGUCAGCCAGCUGCAUGCCAGUGCGGUUUCCAUCCACACACCCCUCCCUAGCUGACAUCCAAACCUGCGCAUACCUAAAAGUGGUGCAGUUAAUUAGGAGCAUUCCCACAGAGAACACUUUCGGGAGGAUGAAUGGUAUGUGUGAUGGAAACGACAUGAUUUAGCUUGUAGUUGAGGUGGGAGAGUGACAGAUGCAAUACUGGAUCAUGGGAAAUUGUGAUGCAAACACGGAACGCUUGCCCUAAAACAGCAAAACCUGGAGAGUAUUAUUGAACUCUGUUGUGAAGGCACAUCACCCUUCCUAUGCAAUUGAACUUGAUGGUACUUUAGUAUAAAGGUGACCUAGACUGUAAUCACUGCCUUUAGACACUGUGAAUUUUUUGGGGUACUCUGUAUUUUUAUAUAUUGUACAAUGUAAAGAAUAAUUCAGAAAUAAAACAGACCAACCUGAGAA
Messenger RNA from Pezoporus occidentalis (night parrot), 10303 nucleotides. RefSeq names its product semaphorin 5B (gene SEMA5B). The record is from RefSeq and is a predicted model, not a curated record. Gene Ontology annotation, biological process: axon guidance; semaphorin-plexin signaling pathway; negative regulation of axon extension involved in axon guidance. The coding region runs from base 835 to 4113 and encodes 1092 amino acids. The transcript has 24 exons. Lineage: Eukaryota; Metazoa; Chordata; Aves; Psittaciformes; Psittacidae. Gene Ontology annotation, molecular function: semaphorin receptor binding; chemorepellent activity.